This is a messenger RNA of Salvelinus sp. IW2-2015, 2331 nucleotides long. The record is from RefSeq and is a predicted model, not a curated record. NCBI's taxonomy places the organism in Eukaryota, Metazoa, Chordata, Actinopteri, Salmoniformes, Salmonidae.
ACAAAAAUGGCAGAGACGGAGAAUGAGGUGGAGGUAUUGGUUCAGAGAGUUGUAAAAGAUAUAAAUAACGCCUUCAAGAGAAACCCCAAUAUUGAUGAGAUAGGUCUGAUCCCGUGUCCAGAGGUCAGGUAUAACCGCAGCCCCAUCGUGCUGGUAGAGAACAAGRUGGGYGUGGAGAGCUGGUGUGUCAAAUACCUGCUACCCUACGUCCACAACAAGCUACUGCUCUACAGGCAGCGCAAACAGUGGCUGGACAGGGAAGCUCUGGUAGACAUCACCUGCACUCUGCUGCUGCUCAACCCAGACUUCACCACUGCUUGGAAUGUCAGGAAGGAACUGCUACAAUGUGGAGCCCUGAGUCCAGAGAGAGACCUGUACCUGGGGAAACUGGCCCUCACCAAGUUCCCCAAGAGCCCCGAGACAUGGAUACACAGGCGCUGGAUACUACAGCAGGUGUUACGGGAGUGCUCUUCCCCCGGGCCGGACAGGAAGGAGCAGGGGGACGGUGAUCGGCGUGACGCGGCAGAGAAGACGCGUCUGAGUGAGCACCUCCACAGGGUUCUACACGAAGAGAUGAAGGUGUGUGCCGACGCCGCCGGCCGUUACCCUAGCAACUACAAUGCCUGGUCGCACCGUAUUUGGGUCCUGCAGAACAUGGCCCCGGGCAACCUCAAGUCCUCCAUGAUGAGCUCUCCUCUAUGCGUCAGUGGGUCUCCAUGCACGUGUCGGACCACAGUGGCUUCCACUACCGCCAGUUCCUGCUCAAGGCCCUGGUCAGGGAGCUCAGCCAGUCCCUGUCCUCCUCCUCCUCUCCCCAGCACUACCAUCCUCAGCCCAGCUCUAACCCUAGCCACAGCCCCCACAAAGCCAACCCCCACCACCAGGCCAACGGAGAGGCCACAGCAGCAGCCCCCUGCCCCUCUCCCCCCUCCCCAGAGGACCUGGCCUCGGUGCUGGCAUUGCCCCAGCUCUUCCACCAGGAGGUGGAACUAUGUACUGACCUCAUCAAGUCCUUCCCCGGACACGAGACACUCUGGUGUCACAGGCGACACGUCUUCUACCUCUGGCACCACUGGAGGAGGGACCACCACUACGGCCAGGGCUUUGGCAGCGAGUCUCCCCAACCGAACCACACCGAUGCUGGGCUGAGCAGCCACCCUCACACGGCCUGCCCUGGAGGUGUGGGUCUAGACAGGGUGCAGCGCAGGAAUGGACAGGCUCAGGAGGGUCAGGAUGCCAUGGAAGUGGACGGGGUUGGGGUCCCGGACCCCCGUGACACCAAGCGCCUGAAGAGGGGUCCCCCUGGCCCCUGCCCCCCUGCUCUGCCCUCAGAGCACAGCUUCGUAGCCAGUGUCCUGGACAGCUGCCGCUCCCCUGAGCAGGGACGCUUCGCCCUCGCAUACAGGAAGUGGCUGGACUCUGUUAUUGGUCAGUGAGAUAUAGACUAACUCUGUCAUUGGUCAGUGAGAGGAUAUACUUCCUGUUCCACCGGAGAUGGGCAGCGGUUAGAAGUUUCCCACCUGCACAGAUCUAGCAUCCUCUCACCCUUACCCAACCCCUAACCUUAACCAUUAGGGCGAGAACUGCUAAGAACUGUCCCUAGAUCAGCYUCUAGUGGCUGGUCAAUUCAUCCUAUUCUUCAAUACUCGUGAAGGUGGCUGGGGGUCUCUGAUAGGUCAAGUAAUUUGUGGCCCCUCCCACCCUCCUGAAAAUGCCUGGACUCUGAUUCAUCCGCAGAGCUUUGUCUGGGAAUGGAAGUCUGAGAAGGGCUAUUCUCUGGAAGAGUACAGUCUGUCUCCUUGGCCUGUUUGUCUGUUAGUAGUCUUAGUUCAGGUCUCUCUCAAUGUUAGGGACUAGAACAACCAUUCUGUCAGUCCUUUUAGUUGUUUCACUUAUGAGAUCCAUGUCUCCGUUUCAUUCAUCAUGUCACUGUUUCAUUCCUUUUGUCUCCCACUACCUGUAGAAGAAUAGCCUAUGUGAAGCUGCCAUGGUUAUCCGUUAUCCAUCACUAAUCMUGUUGUUUUCUAGUCAGUUCUGCUGACUACUUUGAGAUGAGCAGUGCAGCAAACAAUGAAUUGUCAACAUACAAAAACAAAGAAGGAAAAACUAGUCAAGCCAUUCCUGAUGUGUCGCUACYGACAACCGUACAACUAUAAAACCUUAAGACAGAGCACAACCAUGAACCAACCAAACUCUAAGACCCUAUGAUCUGUGAACCGUACAAGUUAAGACAUCUUGGUGUCAUCAUAAUAAACCUUAUAGUGUGCUCUAAAAUAUGGAGUAUGACUAGAUUCUGAAAUACAAUUUUCACYUUAAUUUAUUCAACAUAAA